AAUGAAUAUUAGAUAACCACUCUAAUCUUAUAAUUCAGUAGAGAGAAACCCUGAGAAAUCAUGCAAAUCGAUUUCUGAAAUAGAGACAUUCCUUAAAGAAAUAGACAGAUUGUAAGGAGAGAAUCAAAAGUUGAAAGAUCGUCUUAAAUAAUAGCCAUCCAUAUCAAUGACUAUGGAAAACCAAAAGGUUCUUACUGAGAAUCAAGACUUAAAAGUAUAUUAUCAAUAGUUAUUCAUUAGAAUUAAUUGGAGUUACUAUAACAUAAAAAUGAGGUAUAAGAGAAGACCCAUGCAGAUGCCUUAAGACAAUUAGAUAUCAAUUGGAAAUAGGAUGUGGCUACCUUAAAGUUUUAAUUGGAACAAUAGGAGAUCAACCAUAGGUAAAGUUCAAGAUAGGAAAUUAUGUAAUACAAAUCAGAGAUUGCAAAGUUAUAAUAAAAUCUUUCUAAGAUUUCUAAUGUAGAAAAUAACAAUUAGAAUCUAGUCCAAGUUUUGGUAAUAAUAAUAUAUUAAUAAAUAGGAAAAUGAACUGAUUUAAGUUAAAUAGAUUAAUAAUGGUUUGGAAGAGAAAUUAGAUUAAGCAAUUUCUUAAUUUGAUCUUUAAUCUAAAGACUAAGAAUUUACUUUAAUGAAAUAAUAAACUAUUAUCAAUUCUUAGGAAUAAUAUCUUAACGAAUUAAAAUCAAAACUUUAGAUUUAAAAAGAUUAAAAUCUUGAUUUGUUAUCAUAAGUAAAGAAAUUGAAGGAAGUAGCUGAUAAUAAGACUACUCAAGCAUCCAGUUUAAGUAGUAGAGUAAAAGAGUUGGAGAAUGAUUUCAAACAUGUGAGUAGUACUUAUUAGGAACAUAAAGCCUAAUUAUAAUAAAGAGUCGAGGAAUUAAUAUUAUCAACUGGAAAACAAUCUGAAUAAAUAUGUUUACUUUAAACUUAAUAAUAAAGAGAUUAAGAAUUGAUUAAAAGAUUAUAAGUUAAUUUAGAAAAUGAAUAAAAGAAUAGAGAAAUGGAAGUAAGAGAGAUUUAAGAAUCUAAAGCUAAAUUGAUUUAAUUUUUAUAAUAAGAAUUACUUUAAUAGAAAGAGUAGAAUCAUUAAUUGAGAAGUGAUAAUCAAAUGUUAGAUAAACAAUUAAAUGAAUUAAAAUAAUACUAUUAAUAUAAUUUUAGAGAUUUAGAAUGUAAAACUAAUAUGUUGGAAGGGGAAUGCAAUAGAUUAAAUAACAUCAUUGCUUAAAAGGAUCAAGAAUUAGUAAUUAUUGAAAUGUAGAUGAAGAGUACUAACAAUUGUUAAGAGAGAGAAGAUGAGAAAAUUCAUGAAGUCAUUUAAAUUUAAGAAUAAGAAAUCAAUUUAUUAAAGUAAUAAAAUGAAAGUUUAAUCAAUGAUCUAUCAAGAUAAGCUGAUAAUUAUAGACAUUUAGCUCUAUAACACAAAUAAUAUUAGAAAUUUGCAGAGGAUGUCAAAUUGAAUAAUAUAACUAUUAAUGAAUUAUAAAGCAAAUGUGAAUUAUAAGAUAAGGAAAUUGAGAGACUUAGAAUGAAAAUACUAGAAAAGUCAUAAUAACUUGAAAAAGUUUAAAAAGACAAUCUUGAUUAUUAAGCCAAACUCAAAACCAGAUUGAAAUGAUUGU
Paramecium pentaurelia is the source of this 1622-nucleotide messenger RNA. The record is from the annotation of a GenBank genome assembly. Lineage: Eukaryota; Ciliophora; Oligohymenophorea; Peniculida; Parameciidae.